UGUGAGCAAAUUCCGGACGCCUCGCUCCGCGACUCUCCUGCCUUUUCCCCGGGAUACCCUGUGUUUUCUGUGCUUUUCCGUCGCCUCGCCUUCCCAAAUCGCGGAUUUUCGCGGGAAACCCGAAGGAUCCUCGGUGUUCAGGGUGGUGCAUCGACCCAUCGCGUCCGCGUUUCGAAAUCGCGAGCGUCGCGCGUGCAAUCCCCGAUGCACCCUGCGCUGUGUCCUGUGUUUUAGUGGUGGUUCCUUUGUCGCCGAUUUCUGUGUUGUGCCUCCGCUCCCCGAGGAUUAUUCUGUGCUCCUUCCUCGCCCUCGCCCCCGCCCACGCGGACAUGAUCCGGAUAAUGGAGAGAAGUUUUGCAUCAACCUAAAGGUGAUGGUGGAGAUGUAGCAAGGAGUAUGGGUCUGGAGGGAUGGGCCUGCGUUCGGACUUGGACCCCUCUCUGCCGCUAAACGCUCAGCAGUCAUACUUCCUCCUCCUCUGCUUCUUCCUCAUUUUUUCGUCAGGGAAAAGCAAUGGGCCGUUCCAGGACGCAGUGCACAUUACUGCCAUCCUGGGCGAGUCGGUGGUGUUCAACUGCGGGGUGGAUUUCCCCGCUGACCACCCCGUCCCGUACGUCCUCCAGUGGGAGAAGAAGGUGAGCGUCGACACGGGUCAGGACAUCCCGAUCUACAUCUGGUAUGACAGCUAUCCAACGCACAGCGGCGAGGGCUACGAGGGUCGGGUCAGCAGGGUCUCACCGGACUCACCGUACGGCCUGGCUAGCCUCAACCUGACCAACAUCCGCGAGAGCGAUCAGGGCUGGUACGAGUGCAAGGUCGUCUUCCUCAAUCGCUCUCCCAACUCCCACAAGAACGGCACCUGGUUCCACCUCGAUGUCCACGCGCCACCGCGUUUCAGUGUGACGCCGGCGGACAUCAUCUACGUGAACUUGGGGGACGCCAUAAUUCUGAACUGCGUGGCGGAAGGGACCCCGACGCCGGAGAUCCUCUGGUACAAAGAUGACAACCCGAUCGAGUCCUCCUCGACGACCGGCGUCUUCAACGACGGCACCGAACUCAGGAUCUCCAACAUCAGGCACGAGGACAUCGGCGACUACACCUGCAUCGCCCGCAACGGUGAAGGCCAGACCAGCCAUACCGCCCGGGUCAUCAUUGCUGGAGGUGCAGUGAUAAUGGUGCCCCCAACGAAUCAAACAAAAUUAGAGGGUGAGAAAGUCCAGUUCCUCUGCGAGGCGAAGGCCCUCCCAGGAAAUGUAACCGUCCAUUGGACUAGGGAGGGUAUCCCUGUUUGGGAAGUUGCUGCUCUAGAAACUAGGGUCACCCAAAAGAAGGACGGUUCGCUUGUGAUAAACCCUGUGAGUGCUGACGAUUCCGGGCAAUAUCAAUGUCAGGUCUCUAACGGGAUUGGUGAACCUCAGAUAGCCUCUGCCUACCUCAGUGUGGAAUAUCCUGCCAAAGUGACUUUCACUCCCACUAUCCAGUACCUUCCAUUCCGGCUUGCCGGCGUAGUUCAAUGUUAUAUCAAAGCAAAUCCUCCGUUGCAGUAUGUAACAUGGACGAAAGACAAGAGACUGUUGGAGCCUUACCAAACCAAAGAUAUAGUCAUUAUGAACAAUGGCUCUUUAUUAUUUACUAGGGUUAAUCAAAAUCAUCAAGGUAGAUACACCUGCACACCUUAUAAUGCUCAAGGAACUCAGGGCUCAUCAGGUCAAAUGGAAGUGCUUGUGAGAAAGCCUCCUGUUUUCACGCUGGAGCCUGAGUCCAUGUACCAGCGUAAAGUUGGUGAAUCUGUAGACAUGCAUUGUGAUGCUCAAGAAGCGGAGGGAACGCAAAAGCCAACCAUCCAGUGGCAGAGGCGAGAUGGGCAACCUCUCCCCAAAAGCCGAGUGCGAGGUGUUGGUGGUAAUAUCACUGUUGAUAGUUUGCGGCGGACUGACUUUGGAUUUUACCAGUGUGUCGCCAGCAAUGAGGUUGCCACCAUUGUUACAUCAACGCAGCUGGUUGUUGAGGGAACUCAACCUCAUGCACCUGACAACUUAACCGCAACUGCCUCAGAGUUCUCCAUUUCUCUCUCAUGGUUACCAGGAUACAGUGGAGGUCCCGACUACAAACAGAAUUACACGAUUUGGUAUAGGGAAGCAGGCGCAGGCGAAUGGUCAACAAUUCCUGUCACCCCUGCUGGUGCUACUCAAGUUACUAUCAAUAGGUUAUCGCCAGGCACUACGUACGAGUUCCAGGUCAUUGGCAAAAAUGCCCUUGGCGAUGGAAUGCUCAGUAAAAUAAUCACUGUCAGAACACUAGAAGCCUAUAAACCUACGCCAAAGCCAAAUACCGCUACGACACAAGCACCUGACCAUGAAUUUGCCUCCCCGGAGAAAAGUGAUGUAAAUGAUUACUCUCUUAUUUCAUUCCCAACUGACUCCACAGGAGCCACUCUUAUUCCGCCUGUUUUUAGGCCCAAAGGGCCACGUCCUAGUCAGCCUCGUAAUGUAACUGUAACAGAAGUAAGUAAUGGAUUUGUGAUUUCGUGGGAGCCACCAGCAGAACGCCACAACUUAGUUCAAUAUUAUGACAUUAAAUUUCGCACUGAUGGGGCCUGGAGGACACUAAAUAAAGGAGCAAAAAUAAAGCCUGAAGACACCUCCUAUUUUGUCAAGAGCCUGGUCGGUGGUAGGACUUAUCAUUUUCGAGUCGUUGCAUUUGGAGUGACGACGUGGCAAAGUAGCGAAAUUCAUAAAUUUUCUGUGCCUGCUAGAGUAAAACACAAAGCAAUCACUGCUGGCGUUGUUGGAGGUAUCCUGUUUUUCAUCGUAGCAAUUAUCCUUUCUGUCUGUGCUGUAAAAAUUUGUAAUAAGAGAAAACGGCGGAAACAGGAAAAAGCUUACAAUAUGGUGGCUUGUCGUAUUACUGAUGCCAGGAAUGGCGGGCAGAUCCCCACAGCGAGUCAAGUGCCUUUGAAAAAAUUUAGGAAAAGCAGAGUACCAGGCUUAGAAGUAAUUAGAAGACUGUUUAACUCUAGUAUACACCCAGAUGAAGACUGGAACUUUGAUGGAAAAAAGCGUGUCGGAAGAAUUUCCCGCACAGCAGAUGGACGCUUCGUUCUAACCAGCUCCAGAACCAGCAGCAUCAGCAGUUCAAGUGAUGAUGGAGGAUUUUUGUCCCGCCCCAGUUUCCGGGACUUCAGAGAGCGUGCUAUCUGGAGACGCAGGCCUCUAGUUGCCUAUCCUUCAGAUUUGAGCCUGCGAACCGAUGGCUCAGGAGAAAGUCUGGCUGUUUUCCAGACCCCAAUUCCGAAUCCCACCAUUCCCAUAAUGUACCAUCACCCACCACCGAAAGUCACAGGAACUCCAUUCCGUGCCAGCUCACCGGCCUCGACUGUCAUGUCCCCAUUUUGGUCACCGCUCUACUUCAGUGACCUCAGUUCAGUACGGCAGCCCAGCUCAGCAGAACGGACUCUGCGCAGCGUCCACGAACAGUACAGUCAAGAGUUGCCCUCUCUUCGUACAAUUCAUGAAGAAAAUCAGCGAACUUUGAGUACAACCUCCUACAGUCCAAGGCAAAUUAGCGGCUACAAACACAGGUCUAAGUUGCUACCCAGGCACGUUAGGCACUCAAGGUCAGCUCCUGAGUUAGCAGCGUUGACAACAGAAGCAUCCCCUGAAAGCCGAUCAAGUUCAAGUGGAUUUGGUUCAAAAAAUACAUCCCAACAGACAGGCAGCUCCAAUAUUGCAGAGUGGAAAGUCCCACCAUAUAGACCCCCUCCGGCUCCUCCGCCUACGUUGUGGGUUGACUACAACAUCACACCAAGUAUUGUACAUCCUUCACCAAGUGUUGAUGACCACUAUGAAUUUGACCCUGUGUUCCCUGCCUCCCCAACUCCAACUGACCUUACCAUGACAAUGCGUCCUCGAACUCCGCUUACACGCUCAAGAUACGAGAACAUAGAGGCAAGAGUUCAGGCGAUGAAGGAAGAAUUCUACGCUUUUAAGAAACGACAAGCUAAAAGGUUGCAGCUGGAAGAGUUAGAAAGUGCAUGCUAGUAGCAGAAAUGUUGAUCAUUCAACUAUAAGACUGUUCAGGGAACUACCAGAUUAGUUUGACAAUUUUGUACUGAGAUUGUUACCAAAGUAAAACAAUGUUAUUUUAUGGAUCUCUUUUAUGCAUCAAAAUCUUCUUGAGAAUAUAAUUUUCUUACAUAACAUACCAUUCUAAUCCUUACUUUGAGCAUAUUUUGAGGUACCCCAGUUGAAACUUGAAGCAUGAAAAAUCACAUAAAAAGUGAAAAUGACAUUUUUCUCGGAGAGUGUCUAAAGCUGCAACCUUGUUAGAAAGUUGAUUUUCUUAAGUGACUCGUUGAGGUGCCUUUAUUUUUUAUCAAGGAUCAAUUGAUUUUUUUCACUGAUCUUUCCAGAGCCCGAGAGUAACUGUCCAUUUCCCCCAAGAACCCGUAUUAGCUUUGUGUAUUUUCUGUAUCAGCAGGUUGCCACUGUCAAUCAGCCUGAAGAUUUUGAGCUGUUUUGUUUCGCCUGUUCUAACGCUUUCUUGAUUAAGUAAGUAGAUUUACUGUGCGAUAAAUUCCACACAGUUAAUUGACUGAAGCUUUGAUACUUUUUUAAAGCGUUAAGUUGUCAAUGUAAAACGGUUUUCUUCAACCGGAACCUCUCCUUAAAGUUAAUUAUUAGGUGAGACUGGUCUCUUCUCUGUGGUUUCAAUGAACCCAGUUUCAAUUUAUGCCAGGAAUGUCAUUUUAAUAUUUGCUGGAUUUAUGUUUCCGCAAGCAAGGAUGCAGUACUUUCCCAGCUGUUUUGCGGUAAUAAUGAUGUUCCAAACCUUUUUUUUUUUUUGCAUACCAGUGGUUUAACCCCCUCAAACUUUUUUUAGUUACUCUGGAUCAGGAAGGUACAUAUUUACCUUUCUCAAUUUGUUACUCUGUAAAUACUCUCAAACUUCUGUAAAUAAUGUAAGAAAGAUUAUGUUUUGAAAUGUAAAUGCACACUUAAUCGUUCACAUAGGUCAUUGUGAAAAUUGUGAACUUUUUAAUCAAAAUGCUCGAAAGCUAAACUGUUGCCGAUGCAAGGAUAAUUUAAUUUUUAUUUUAAACUUUUAGUUGAUCUCAAUUCGUCUAUCAUUGUGUCAUACUGGUAAUAAGUAAAGGAUGUAAUUAGUAAUAAUGUUAAAAGCCAGACUUUCCACUGAUUCGUAAUUGAUUUCUUCACUGCCAGAAAAUGAUCAUUACUAAGAGGCAAGUAAAGAUGAGGAUUACAUCUUUUGAGUGGUUGAACCUUCAAAGUUAACAGUGUAAUUUUGCUGAAUCAAACUUAGAAUAAUGCUCCCGGACUUUCUUGUUGUCGUUUCCUAUAUUUUCAAUCAGUCGGAUGAUAAAUUUUCAGAAACCUUAAAUUUUUCAUAGUCCCAUUACAUUAUUGGCUCUUAUAUGAAGGAACGUAACCUGAUUGCGCUAUCUCAGUGUUUCUUACUUACAUUUUAUUGGUUCAUAAGAGAACCGUCACAUGAAUUCACCUGAUAUUUCCAGUAAGUUUUCUUUACCUAUGUAAAAGAAGACUCUGAAAUUUGUACAUUAAUUUGUCCAAAGGCUCUCCCACGUAAAAAUAAAAUGUUGAUAGAAUUACUGAAUUAGUCUUUACGAGAUACGUUCCUUGGUGGAGGAGAGGACGACAUGUUUUGUGUUACCGGAGCCAGCAAGAAAAUUAAGAACGUGUUUCAGUGCGAAAAGGACCUCUUUUAGUGGUCAUUUUCAAAUUGACCAUUUAUGAUGAGACUUUAUUUGUUAGAAUAAUUUAUGACUGUUUUAAUCCCACCCUUUGAAAUCCCUACCUCCUGCCAUUUUGUACGAAUUUUUGUGAUCAGUGUACUCAAGUAAAAACUGUUGUGAAUGCAAAGGAUUUAGUAGUCCAAGCUGGACCGGAGUAGUGAGCUGAAACUGUAUCAAAACGAAUCAUGUAAGCAAUUAUUAAAAAUCACUUAAUGAUUUAUCGGUGAAAAUUAGUCCCCUGUUUAGAGAAUGCAGGCAUGUAUCUCUCAUGGAGAUUAAAAAGUGAAACCAGAAAAUGUAGGAAUCUUUUGAGCUGCGAAAUCAAAGGUCAGCCAGAACUUGCGUAGAAUACAAGUCUUUCAUCUCCAGUAUGAAAAAUGCUUUAAACCCUGAAGUGACUUUAGUCAAGCCCUUUAUCCUACCAUGGAUUUUUUAUUUUUAUUUAUUUUUGUUUAAUCAGUGAAAAGUAAGUAAAAAGGAAAAUAUUUAUAAUUUUAUCACGUAGGUAUCUCACAUAGAAGCAAGAAAUCAAACUCUGAGGCAAGCAACAAUUUAAUUGUUCCGUUUUACCAAUGGAAACUAACCUAGCUUUACCGGUGACUUCUUUUUUGUAUCAAUUUUAUCUAGAAAACGAAAGAAUGUUUAAAAUCAUACAAUAUAUUGUUGCUUUGCUUAAGUUAAUAUUUUUAAAGGAUCAUUGCAUCAAAUUUUUUGAUAUUUGUCCCCUGUGAGGCUAGGAAAACAUGGCAGGCUUGAUACCUCCUCUAGUCUGUGACUUCUAUAAUUCUUAAUCUCGGUUAAUUUUCACUAUAAGAAAGUAUCCUUUCUUUUUAAUUGAAGUGCAAACAAACUCCUCCUAGAGGCAAGUUUUUGUUUUUCUUUCUUUUUUUUAACUACCUCGUUUCCAAAGAAUGUGCAUUCCUACCUUUCCCAUGAAGAAGAAUUCAUCGUGAUGAGCUUGAAAUGCUCUGGUUUUCAAAGGAAUGAGCUACCGGGAGAAGUCGGACUUGAAAUUUUUGACUAAAACUGCAAGUUUUGAUGAUUUUUUCGAGACACUAUAAGUUUGAAGGAGUGCUUUAUGAUGAAAAUUUUACAGGAAAACCAAUGGAGCCCCUUUUAAACCUUCAUGUCUUGUAUCAACAGAGACAUAAACUCUUGGAUUUCUACAUGAUGUCUUCAUGUCUUCUUCUUAUGGGCCGCUCCACUGUGUGGCAUCGAUCAAGUAGUUAGAGCCAUCUUGCCGAGCUAAGGAAGAACGCCGUAUGAGCCUUCAGACACUGCUGUAUUUUCUUAAAUAAAAACGAUUUUACUGCAAAAAUGGUGAAUGUUUUCCUUCAAACUUUCAGGCAAUCUUGUUUGUAAUGUAAUAUAAAGCACAUGAAAAUUUCCGGGAAAUAUUUACAUUUCUUUCCUCAAAAAUACAUGUUUAAUUCAGGGAAGUUUGGCAACUCUCAAAUGUUCAUACAGCGUUCUUCUUCAGCACGGCAUUAUUAAUCAGAUUGUUUGUUGUGAUAGAUUUACAUUAUUCUAGUUGGAUCAGUGUCAUGCAAUGGAUAAUGGUGCAAGAUUCAAAGUUAUUUUGACGUGCUUUUCUUCAUCGAUUCCUGAAAAAUGGAACAUUUCGACUCAUACUUUUGUUGGAAAUAAGGAACGCUUUUUCUGAGGAAACAAGCUUUGGCAAUUAUGUGAUCUCUUACUCUAAUUUUAUUUAUUUAGCCCCUCUUAUCUCAUAUUUUAUUUUCAAUCCCCGCCACUUGUGUGUCGACUGGUUAAAUUGGUUUUAGUAUUACAUUAUCAAAGUAUGCAUGAUGAAAGUUAAUUGUAGCUCCUAUCUCCAUAAAAUUAGUUCUUUUGUUUUGACAAUGUAUUUUUUUGUGUUCAUUAAUUUUACGUUCGUGUAUGUAAUUGCCUGUUUAUGUUCUGUAUAAGUUUGUUGUAUUUCACUGCACUUGAUUUGUCUUUGUUUUAAGAUUAUUCCAUGGGUUUUUUUUUCUCUCUUAUUUUUUUUCUCUCUGUAUACAAACCUAAAACUUCAAAUCUUGUCAAAUCUAGCUCUGAAAUGGUUUAAUCCUGUGAAUAGGUCUCUAGCAACAAAACAGAAACCAACCAAUGAAAAAAUAUAUCAAACCAUAACUACAUCCAGUAACAACCAUCAAAAUAUUGCGCUUACCAUCCCAACUGCUAUAAUUCUAAAUAAAGUAUCAUCAUUUAAGUCUGGUAAGGUUGAAUACCUACUUAAAGUCUUAUGUUGUGAACAAAUACUCUGUACGCCCAGAGAGCUGCUUUUUGAAUGAUCAACGAUAAACAUCCGGUUUUAUGCGGUAGCUCAUUUGACUACUCUCUCCACCCAUUGCAGCCACUGAUGUAUAUUUUAAUUCCCUCAAUGCAGAUAUUUGUCCUAUGUCGACAAGAAUUUCAAAAAUUUAUUUUCCGCAAUUUUUUUUAAAAGCAAUAUUGUUUUUAACUGAGAAAUUUUUUAUAUUUGCUCUUAAGUAUCUCCUAACAUUCAUAAUCACUAGAAAUAUCAUGCCAUUUACCAGUACCUACCUACCUAGUUACUACCGAAUAUAUUAGUCCGUUUGUAUUCAGAAAUAAAGAUGGUUGCAGCAUGCGGAAACAGUACAUCUCUUAUCUUCUUCUCAUCUUCAUCAUCAUAGCAACAAUGCACUACAGAAGAGCACCUAAUAGCAUGAGACCCAUUGUCUUUAAAACCUAUGGUACGCAAAUAAAAUUCUCUUGGCAUAAUCAUGUGUGUAAAUAUUUAGUCCUUGAACUCUCCUCUGGUGCAAAUAAUAUGUAAUUACAUUUAAAAUCUCUUGAAUAUUUACAACUGUUAGAAAUCAUCUAUCUCUCUUCUAAAUUUAGCUCUGCUCCUUCAGUUUUGCACUCUUCAAGGUCAAACAAAUUAGUGUAUUUUUUCUUCAUUUUUGCGUAAAAAGUCUGUGUUUUUAAGAUAUAUCUUCAGAACUGAGUAAAGUUUAAGAAUCCUUUCAUAAGUUUUUCAAGAAAAAUGUCUGGCUCAACAUUUUGACUGCUUCCUGACCCCAUGAAAAAACUUGGCAAUUAAUGACCUUCUGCGAAGCAUUUUUUGUACCAUAUGUUAAUAGUGAACAUUUUCUAUAAAUAAAAUAAGUCUCCAAGUAGACUCAAUGCACUAGCUACGAUAUGAAAUACGAAUUUGAAAAUUGUAUCAUAAAAUUAUAAAAAAUUUACUCAUGUACAUAUGUGAUAUAUGCAACGUUUUUAUUAUCCAAAAUAUUAUUUAUUGAAGUUUGACUUCAAACAAGAUUGAAAUCAUUUUAUUUUGUUGUUAAUUUUUUUAAUAUGUCCUCAGCAAUUCCUUGUAUUCAGCCGGUGAUUACAGACCCCUUGACAUCAUGAAAAACCUCAAGUUUCCACUUAAAGUGAUCUAUAGACCUGAAUUAGCUCAUAAUUUCUGUGAUUUUUAAAUGCAUGUAUUGACAUUUUCAGAAACGCAUCAAUGUCCUCAUCAUCACAAGGGGUUUUUCCAGUAAAAUUUUUUGGGUAGAAAAGCAGGUGUCAUCUAGAGGUCUUAGUGGUGCAUUUCCUGAUAUUUUGAUCAUAGUCAUUUUUAUGUCAGUUUUUCAUGGCUUGAAUUUUUUGAGUGACUGACUGUGGUGUUAGUAUAAAAUCAGAUUAUUUUUUAGCAAGAGGGAAAAACGUGUGCGUAUCCCUGAAACCCAAAAUUAUUAUCCUUCAUUGACAGAUGAAGUAGAGAGAUUAAUUAUCAAUAGAGUUGAUUAUACUGUUCGAUAUUGAUCAUUUUUCUUAAACAUCUUAGAAAGCCAAGUGUAAUUAUUUAAAUGCAGUUUUUUAACAGAAAAACAGCCAGUUAGUUGACAACUAUAACAAAUUCUUGAUUGGUAAUUUUUUAAUUGGGUUCAAUAAAAAUAGACCUUUUUCACACUCAGAUUAUCGGUAUGCCUCUAAAUAUUGCUCAAGGUACAUUUUUAAUCCCACCUUAAUUUUAGCAUGCUAACAAUCACAAAAUUAUGAGCUACAAAGCGACUUUAUAAUAGCAGGUCUGCUAAAGUGCAAAAAAAUAUUUUGAGCAAUCUUUUCUAAGUAACGAUAAGAGGAGUAGAACAAUUUAUUCGCUUACUAUUUAUAUGAUGGAAACUUUAGCCCCACUGGUGAAUACAUUUUGGCCAUCCCUCAGUUCUAAUGUGAUUUUUAUUGUAUCAAUAAAAACCAUUUAUGUACUAAUUAUAAAAGGAGAAAAAUUCUAUUUGUUAUUCUAAUUGAUCGUUAGAUUUUCAUGUCAGCACUUGAUUCCCAAUUUGUUCGAGACAAAAAAAAAUGAAUAAAUAAAUCUUUAAUUGACCCAUAAUUUGAUUGCAAUAAGUACUACCUUGUUCUCUUGGCGAUUGUAGAAUUCAGUGUGUCAUCAUUCAAUACUCGAUAUUGAAAGUAUGUCCCAGCAUGUUCAACUACUGUAAGAAUUUUAUUGAAGGAAAAAAAAUAAAACGCUUUAAAUACUUUAAUUUGUUCUUUUCGUUUUUCAAUAUACUGAAGAGCAACAUUGAAUUUUUGUUGUAAAUUAUCUUCUGACUAUCCAUAGUUUGUGUAAGUAAUUGAAUCUGUUCCUGUGGCACCAUAAACUUGAAUCUCAGUCGACCUUUUUUUCUUUAAUUGGUCGGUUUCAGUUGCCUCACAUAAAAAGUAAAUUACCAUCGAUAUCUAUUCUUAUUUUUUAUUCAGCAUCACAUUUUUGUCCAUGAGUUGUGGAUAUCUAUUCUUCUUUGUUUUCAAAUUGUUUUAUAUUCCUCCAAACAUUUGAAAAAAGGAAUUUUAUCAUUAUUUUCUCUGUAGAACUGUAUGGAGUGCUCAUGUUUUGUACAUCAUUGUUUCGGAAACCUUAGUUUUGAUUUUAUUCCAUUUUCUGUUUCAAUUUUUUGCUCUGUUUCAUUUAGCUGUAUUGCCAGCUUGCUCAGGAAAUUUAACGUAACAGUCAAUUCUUAAAAGCUUAAAGUCAUGAGUCUGCCUACGGAGACAUUGUCAAGCAAAUGGGAUUAGUCUCUGCCGACAUAGUAACAGAAAAAAUUCUGAUCUCUCCCAUUAAUUUUAUUCAUUACUUUGCAUUACUUUUUGCUAUUUCUUAAAUUUUUUAACAUUCUCUUUUGUCUAUUUGCUAUUCUCUCUCUUGUAUUUAGCUCUCCAGUUUAAGUUUACUUACCAAAAUUUAUUUUAAAACUAUUGCCAGAAGCAUGAAGCAGAUCAGAUUUGUCCUCCAUGAUAGUAUGAUUUUUCUCCAAGCACUUCUUUCAGUUCUAUUAGAGUCUCGUAUAGAAUCUUUAUUGUUCAAAAAAUGAAUAAUUUAAGAGUUUAGCUCAAUAUUUUCUAUAGUUGUAGCAGUAUAAUUGUUAAUUAUACUGGAAAUAGAAUCGACAAACUGAAUAUAUAUGUAACAAAUAGAUUUUAGUGACUUGUUCUAAAUGAUGUGUAAAUUUUAUAUUGAUUUUGUUAGCUUAAACUCUUUUUAUUUAUUUUUAAUUUAUCCAUUUAUUUAUUUAAGUUUCAAACUGUAUAGUUACUUUUUUUAUUCUGUUUAAUUUUAGUAGCUCUCGUGCUCAUGUUUAAAAAUUUAAAAAUGUCUUUUCUCUUCAACUUAGGAUUUUUACAUUUGGUCAAAUUUUACUCAAACUGUUCAAUAAUAAAUUUAACUUACUAUCCUAAGCACACAGUCUCUCUAUCUCCAAUUUUGGUCAAGGACUAAAACACAGUCUCUGUAAUUAACAAAAAAUAGCUAAUACCAUUCUACCAGUAUUCAUAUGAAUCCAGCUCUUUGUUACAAUUUUUGGGCAUUUUUUAAUGGAUAUCAUUUGAUUGUCAACUAUUCAACGAAAGUGGCAUUUUGAUGUCAAAUGCCAACCUGAAAAUAUAUAGGCCCUAAUCACCUAACGUUAUUUCAACUACAGAUUGACCUUAGCACUUAUAUUAAAAUGAUGGUAUUUUCAAUAAGAAUGUAAAAUCAGUUUUCUUCUCUUAUUUUUAUGUUAGUAAUUAAAAAUACUAAGUUGAAAAAUUGUUAUUUUCAUUUGAAUAAAGUUUAUUACUUAACUUGA
Bemisia tabaci is the source of this 11859-nucleotide messenger RNA. RefSeq names its product immunoglobulin superfamily member turtle (gene tutl). Gene Ontology annotation, biological process: axon guidance; dendrite self-avoidance; homophilic cell-cell adhesion. Gene Ontology annotation, molecular function: cell-cell adhesion mediator activity. NCBI's taxonomy places the organism in Eukaryota, Metazoa, Arthropoda, Insecta, Hemiptera, Aleyrodidae. The record is from RefSeq and is a predicted model, not a curated record. Gene Ontology annotation, cellular component: plasma membrane; axon.